This is a messenger RNA of Dreissena polymorpha, 1734 nucleotides long. RefSeq lists its product as uncharacterized. The coding region runs from base 359 to 1060 and encodes 233 amino acids. The transcript has 3 exons. Lineage: Eukaryota; Metazoa; Mollusca; Bivalvia; Myida; Dreissenidae. The record is from RefSeq and is a predicted model, not a curated record.
UCUCAAGAAAGAUAUUGACAACUGCAGACUACUGAAGGAUGAACUGCAACACCUCAGUAAAGCUGUACAGGGCCUUUGUGAUAAGAGCAAGAAAGACCUUGAGUUUAUAGCCAGCAGGAAAUGUUUGGACAAGAUACACGAGUUUGAGUCAUAUCUGAAGGAGAAUCCACUGAAGGUUCAGAGUCAAUUGAUAUUCCAGGCAAACACUGACCUUGUACAGUACCUGACUAAACAGUCUUGUCUAGGAAGGAUUCUCACAAUCAAGCUUAAUCCAGACCAGGUGUUGAGUGUGAAGAAAAAGUCCGAGUUUAAUGUCAACAUAUCAAGUGACAAAAGUCAGACUUGCUUUGUGAUUGGCAUGUGCAGCCUUCCUAGUGGUCAUGUCAUUAUUGCAGAUAAUCUUAAUGAGAACGUGAAACUUUUGGACCAGCAUUACAAGGUGUCUAGUCACUGUGAUUUGUCUUCUCCUCCAACGGACAUUUGCCAAAUCACAUCUAGUGAGGUAGCUGUGUCUCAUGUUAAUGGAGGUGUGCAGUUUAUAUCUGUGAGAAAUGGGCAGCUAGUGAAAGGGAGGAAAUUUCAAUUACCACAUAAAGCUGAAGGUAUUGCCCAUCAUAAGGGAACAUUGUAUGUCACCUCUGGCAAGGCUCUCUACCACUACGCACUUACUGGGACACUAAUAAAAAAGCUUUAUGAGAAUACAGAACAUGAACAUGCAGUGUUCAAAUGUGCAGUGAGUCUUGCUGGUGACCGUUUAUAUGUCAUCAACGCCCAUCACAAGCUGUGCACACUGGCCACAGAUGGCAGUCUGUUAUCCACCAUCAUUACCCCUUUUCCAUUUUGUGUACACAUCACACCUGCAGGGCAAGUUCUUGUCUGUGGAUUAGACUCCCACACUGUCAUACAAGUGGAUCAUGAGGGGAGAAAGGAACUGGUAACUCUGGCUUCACAGAAAGAUGGAUUAAUCAAACCAGUGUCUAUCUGCUGCAACACCAGCAUUCAACAGAUAAUUGUGGGGCUUCAUAAUAACAAUACAAUCAUGGUAAUGAAAUUGCAAUAGCUCAUUUAAUAGAAACAAACAUAGAUAUAAACACGGUUAUAAAUGUAAAUACUCAUUUGCUUACAAAUAACCUAAUGUUAAAAAGUUGUAUUAAUACACAAAAGAUUGUACCAUUUCACACACACAUAUGAAAACUUUCUAUGUUGACUCUGAUUCGUUCUUUUGUCUGGCUUCAUGUCAGCGGUCAUUUGCCACAAAACAAAUUUUAUAAUUUAUGUACGGCUAUAUAUAUCUUGCUUUAAGUAAUUAAUGAGAUUUAUAAUGUUUUUAUUAUUUAUAUAUUCUGAUUAAUAUGUUUAAUACGAUUUAUACUCUUGAGCAAUUAUGGAGAGAAGAUAUAUUUUGUCAUUAUUUUUUUAAUGUAAAUAUUAUAUAUUGUAUAUCUUAUCUUACGGUGUGUGUUUUUGUGCCAUUGGUGGCUGGAGCAAUAAAUUAUUGCAAGUAAAAAAAAAUGGCUUUUUUAUAAAUAUUCAAAUUAUUGAUUUAAACAUGAACAUUAGUGUCUCUUUUCAAUGAUUAUUAAAUUAUCUUUUCUAAAGUUUCUAUCAAUAUAUGUUGAAUAAAAAGAGUAAAAUUGAACAUGUAUUUUGUAUAUUUUCUUGUUAUUAUAUAUAAAAUAAUUGUUAAAAAAACAAAUCAUGGUGAACUUUCAAUUUCUGUAUCUAUAUUUUUAU